UUGAAAAAAGGACAAAUGGCAGAGAGCACACGCCCCGGUGCUGGUUUUCAGUUGAGUUCAGCGGACCAGGGAACCCAGCACAGUGGCCUCAAGAGCAAGGUAUUCACCCAUGGAGGUGGCACCGGGGGAAGCAUGGAUGGUGAGGUUGGAACAGGUCAUUCAGGCCAGCCACAGGUACCAGGUAGGCGUCACUGGGAUCCAGGGAGUGCCAGGACACAAAGAAACAAGAAGAUAAUUCCUGCCGACCACUGUGUCUGCCAUGAUGACAGUAACACCAGCAUUCAGGGGUUGGAGCCAAAGCACAGCAUUGCUGAUCAUCCCAUGGCAUCUCUCACACUGGUGGACAGGAGAGUUGUUCUGAGUGGUCUGUCUGGUGGAGGGUGGGGCUCGGCCGGAAAAUCCAUCCUAGGACCAGAACUGUUUCUGACCGGGUCUGGGUUUGAACCAGUCUCUGGGUCAGCAGAGUUGGAGGGUCAUCACAUCAUUGUGGCUGACACUCCAGGAGUCACAGGCAGAGAUACAGACGGAUGUCAGUUGGGUCAACGAUUCAGAAUCUAUGGGAGACCUGCUGAGACUGGACCUGGACCUGAACCCAGCUGUGUUUCCUUAAAGAGUGACCAGUCCAAAGAUUUUCCCAUUACCUUUAGAGGACAACAUCCCUCUACUGCAGAGAGAAUCUAUGGGAGACCUGCUGAACCUGGACCUGGACCUGAACCCAGCUGUGUUUCCUUAAAGAGUGACCAGUCCAAAGAUUUUCCCAUUACCUUUAGAGGACAACAUCCCUCUACUGCAGAGAGAGUUGAUCAGGAAAGCUCUGAGCUUCCCAGUGGUCAGUCUUCCCAGCAGCAUCAAAUACAGCUGGACUCCAUAUUUAUGCUGCUGGAGGACAACAUCAUCGCUUUUGUGAAAAAUGAGAUGAAAAAGCUCAAGAAGGUUCUGAAUCCAGAUUACCGAGAAUGCUUAGAGAGUCAGAUGGAAGAUGAGGAGAUGAUGGAGGGUGAGGAUGACAAGCAGAGGAGUAGCAGCAGACAGGCAUUUGUGAAGAUCACAGUGCACUUCCUGAGGAGAAUGAAUCAGGAGAAGCUGGCUGACCAUCUACAGAGUAAACUUUCUGCUCCAGUUCAUCAACAUAAGCUUAAAUCUGCACUGAAGAAGAAGUUCCAGUGUUUGUUUGAGGGGAUCGCUAAAGCGGGAAACCCAACCCUUCUGAAUCAGAUCUACACAGAGCUCUACAUCACAGAGGGAGGGACUGCAGAGGUCAAUGCUGAACAUGAGGUCAGACAGAUUGAAACAGCAUCCAGGAAACCAGACAGACCAGAAACAACAAUCAGACAAGAAGACAUCUUUAAAGCUUCAACUGGGAGAGAUAAACCAAUCAGAACAGUGCUGACAAAGGGAGUGGCUGGCAUUGGGAAAACAGUCUUAACACAGAAGUUCACUCUAGACUGGGCUGAAGACAAAGCCAACCAGGACAUCCAGUUCACAUUUCCGUUCACUUUCAGAGAGCUCAAUGUGCUGAAAGGGGAAAAGUUCAGCUUGGUGGAACUUGUUCAUCACUUCUUUACUGAAACCAAAGAAGCAGGAAUCUGCAGCUUUGAAGACUUCCAGGUUGUGUUAAUCUUUGAUGGUCUGGAUGAGUGUCGACUUCCUCUGGACUUCCACAAAACUAAAAUCCUGACCGACCCCAGAAAGUCCACCUCAGUGGAUGUGCUGCUGACAAACCUCAUCAGGGGGAAAUUGCUUCCCUCUGCUCGCCUCUGGAUAACCACACGACCUGCAGCAGCCAAUCAAAUCCCUCCGCAAUGUGUUGACAUGGUGACAGAGGUGAGAGGGUUCACUGAUCCACAGAAGGAGGAGUACUUCAGGAAGAGAUUCAGAGAUGAGGAGCAGGCCAGCAGGAUCAUCUCCCACAUCAAGACAUCACAAAGCCUCCACAUCAUGUGCCACAUCCCAGUAUUCUGCUGGAUCACUGCUACAGUUCUGGAGGAUAUGCUGAAAACCAGAGAGGGAGGACAGCUGCCCAAGACCCUGACUGACAUGUUCAUCCAUUUCCUGGUGGUUCAGGCCAAAGUGAAGAAGGUCAAGUAUGAUGGAGGAGCUGAGACAGAUCCACACUGGAGUCCAGAGAGCAGGAAGAUGAUUGAGUCUCUGGGACACCUGGCUUUUCAUCAGCUUCUGAAAGGAAACAUCAUUUUCUAUAAAUCAGACCUGACAGAGUGUGGCAUCGAUAUCAGAGCAGCCUCAGUGUACUCAGGAGUGUUCACACAGAUCUUUAGAGAGGAGACGCGGCUUUACCAUAACCAGGUGUUCUGCUUCGUCCAUCUGAGUGUUCAGGAGUUUCUUGCUGCUCUUCAUGUCCAUCUUACCUUCAUCAACUCUGAAGUCAAUUUGUUGGAGAAGCAACAAACAACCUCCAAGUGGUCUAAAUUAUUCAACAAACCGAAACAACAAUCUCUCCAUCAGACUGCUGUGGACAAGGCCUUACAGAGUCCACAUGGACAUCUGGACUUGUUCCUUCGCUUCCUUCUGGGCCUUUCACUGCAGACCAAUCAAACUCUACUACAAGGCCUGUUGACAGAGACAAGAAGUAGCUCACAGACUAAUGAGAAAACAAUCGAGUACAUUAAGGAAAAGAUCAGAAGUAAUCUGUCUGCAGAGAAAAGCAUCAAUCUGUUCCACUGUUUGAAUGAACUGAAUGAUCGUUCGCUGGUGGAGGAGAUCCAACAGUCCCUGACAUCAGGACACCUUUCCACAGAUAAACUGUCUCCUGGUCAGUGGUCAGCUCUUGUCUUCAUUUUACUGUCAUCAGAAGAAGAUCUGGAUGUGUUUGACCUAAAGAAAUACUCUGCUUCAGAGGAGGCUCUUCUGAGGCUGCUGCCAGUGGUCAAAGCCUCCAACAAAGCUCUACUGAGUAAGUGUAACCUGACAAAGAAAAGUUUUGAUGCUUUGUCCUCACUUCUCGGUUCCCAGUCCUCUAGUCUGAAAGAGCUGGACCUGAGUAACAACAACCUCCAGGAUCAAGGAAUAAAGACUCUGUCUGCUGGACUGCGGAAUCAACACUGUAAACUGGAAAUUCUCAGAGUGAAUGACUGUUACUUAGACAGAUGCUGGGAAGCUCUGUCCUCAGUUCUCAGCUCCCAGUCAUCUAGUCUGAGAGAACUAGAUCUGAGUAACAAUGAUCUGCAGGAUUCAGGAGUGAAGCUUCUGUCUACUGGACUCCAGGAUGAACACUGUAAACUGGAAACUCUCAGACUGAGUGGCUGUACACUCUCACAGAGAAGCUGUGAAACACUGUCCUUAGUUCUCAGUUUUAAGCACUCUAGUUUGAGAGAGCUGGAUUUGAGUAACAAUGACCUGCAGGAUUCAGGAAUGAAGCUUUUGUCUGUUGGGCUGCAGAGUCCACACUGUGGACUGGAAACUCUCAGACUGAGUGGCUGUAACCUCUCAGAGAAACGGUGUGAAGCUUUGUCCUCAGUUCUCAGCUCCCCAUCCACUACUCUGAUGGAGCUGGACCUGAGUAACAAUGACCUUCAGGAUUCAAGACUGAAGUUUCUGUGUACUGGACAGCAGGGUCAACACUGGAAACUGAAGACUUUAAGACUGAGUGACUGCAACCUCUCAGAGAGAAUCUGUGAAACUCUGUCCUCAGUUCUCAGUUCGCAAUCCUCUAGUCUGAGAGAGCUGGACCUGAGUAAUAACGAUCUGCAGGAUUCAGGCGUGAGGCUUCUGUCUACUGGACUCCAGGAUGAACACUGGAAACUGGAAACUCUCAGACUAAGUGGCUGUAGGCUGUCAGAGAGAAGCUGUGAAGCUUUGUCCUCACUUCUUACUUCCCAGUUCUCUAGUUUGAGAGAGCUAGAUCUGAGUAACAAUGACCUGCGGGAUUCAGGAGUGAAGCUUCUUUCUUUUGGACUGCACAGUCCACACUGUCAACUGAAAACUCUAAGCUCCCAAUCCUCUAGUCUGAGAGAGUUGGACCAGAGUAACAAUGACCUCCAAGAUUCAGGAGUGAAGUUUCUGUCUGUUGGACUGCAGAGUGCACACUGUAAACUUCAGACUCUUGGUCUAUCAGGCUGUCAGAUCACAGAGGAAGGCUGUACUUCUCUGGCUUCAGCUCUUAGUUCUAACCCCUCCCUUCUGAAAGAGCUGGACCUAACCUACAAUCAUAGAGGAGACUCAGGAAUGAAGCUGCUGUCAGCUGGACUGAAGGAUCCACGUUGGAGACUGGACACUCUCAGGGUGGAGCCUGCUGGAGUCCAAUGGUUGAGAGCCAAAGAUCUGAGGAAGGAUUCCUGUCAACUCACAAUCGACACAAACACAGUCAAUAGAUACCUGAAACUGUCUGACAACAACAAGAAGGUGACAUGCGUCUGGGAACGUCAAUCAUAUCCCGAUCAUCCACACAGAUUUGAUCCCAGGUAUCAACUGCUGUGUAGAAAUUGUCUCACUGGUCGCUGUUACUGGGAAGUGGAGUGGAGAGGAAAUGUUUAUAUAUCAGUGAGUUACACAAAAAUCAAAAGGAAAGGAAAAAGUAAAGACGGUUUGUGUGGAUGGAAUGAUCAGUCCUGGAGUCUGUACUGCACUGACGAUGCUCCUCGUUUUGUUAGGCACAAUAAGAUAAGAACAUUCAUCUCCUCCUCCUCCUCAGUCUCUAAUAGAGUAGCAGUGUAUGUGGACUGUCCUGCUGGCACUCUGUCCUUCUACAGAGUCUCCUCUGACACUCUGAUCCACCUUCACACCUUUAACUCCACAUUCACUGAACCUGUUUAUCCUGCGUUUGGUUUUUGUUCUGGAUCCUCAGUGUUUGUCUGCUGAGUGUCACCCUGUUAGAGAAACACUCUGGCUGUUGAACAGAUAGUUCAGUCUGUAGAUGUGUGUGUCUUUCACUCAGAGACAAUUUUUCAAUCAGUUAAUGAUUUAAUCUGUUCCAAAUGAUUACUUAUGAAGCUACUAGAGGUGGGGUCAGGCACUGAGGAUCCAAACCCUGUUUCAUUCUAUUGAAGAAGACUGGUUUGAAACACUGUAUGACAUCCCCAUGACGAAUAAUGUUUGAGGCUUCGUACUUCACAAUGAAGACACUGAAAGUAAGGUGACUGAUUCAACCUGAUCUCCCACAAUAAUUUAUAAUUACUCUUGUGUUGAAUUUGGAAUAAACAACAUGUGUGAAUCAUUGGAAA
Messenger RNA from Oreochromis niloticus (Nile tilapia), 5177 nucleotides. Its product is annotated as NACHT, LRR and PYD domains-containing protein 12-like. Gene Ontology annotation, molecular function: protein binding. The transcript has 18 exons. Lineage: Eukaryota; Metazoa; Chordata; Actinopteri; Cichliformes; Cichlidae. Bases 16 to 4815 code for a protein of 1599 amino acids. The record is from RefSeq and is a predicted model, not a curated record.